AUGCCCUUCCUCACAGCACCCAACUGGCAGAUCAGCUGGACUCCACUGCUGGUGCUAGGGUAUCUCUUUUACCUCCUCCUGGGUGCUAUGGUGUUCCAGUUGCUGGAGAAGCAGGCAGAAACCCACUCUCGGGACCAGUUCCACCUGGACAAGCUUAAGUUCCUGCAGAACUACACAUGCUUGGACAGGCAAGCCCUGGAGCAGUUCAUACAGGUCCUCAUGGAAGCAUUGGAAAAAGGGGUCAACCCAGAACAAAACUCUACGAAUCCCAGUAACUGGGACUUCAGCAAUUCUUUCUUUUUUGCAGGAGCUGUUGUCACUACUAUAGGCUAUGGUAACCGGUCCCCCAGCACAGUGGCAGGACAGGUCUUCUGUGUUUUUUAUGCCUUAUUUGGAGUGCCACUCAACUUGGCCUUCCUUAACCAGUUGGGGAAAGGUCUCAAUGCUCAUUUGAUUACUCUGGAAAGAUGGGUGCAAAAGCCAGGCCAUGACCAGGUGGUUCAGAGACUGGCCAUGGCUGUCUUCCUGACUGCAGGGAUCUUGCUUUUUCUAGUGUUCCCACCACUGGUUUUCAGUUAUGUAGAAGGCUGGAGCUAUGGAGAAGGCUUUUACUUCACUUUCAUCACCUUGAGCACAAUUGGAUUUGGAGACUAUGUAGUAGGCACAAACCCAAACAAGCACUACAUCCCACUCUACAGAAGUCUAACUGCAAUUUGGAUUGUUUUUGGCUUGGCCUGGCUGGCCUUGGUCUUCAACGUGGGAGCUCAUUUGAUGGAAAAAUUCCUUCAGCUCAAGUGGCACAAGCCUGACUUAAGCUUGUCAGAAGGAUCCCCAGCCAAACCAUGA
Lagopus leucura (white-tailed ptarmigan) is the source of this 846-nucleotide messenger RNA. Its product is annotated as potassium channel subfamily K member 16-like. Lineage: Eukaryota; Metazoa; Chordata; Aves; Galliformes; Phasianidae. The coding region runs from base 1 to 846 and encodes 281 amino acids. Gene Ontology annotation, biological process: potassium ion transmembrane transport; stabilization of membrane potential. The record is from RefSeq and is a predicted model, not a curated record. The transcript has 5 exons. Gene Ontology annotation, cellular component: membrane. Gene Ontology annotation, molecular function: potassium ion leak channel activity.